Messenger RNA from Haliotis rubra (blacklip abalone), 7262 nucleotides. RefSeq names its product segment polarity protein dishevelled homolog DVL-3-like. Gene Ontology annotation, biological process: intracellular signal transduction; canonical Wnt signaling pathway. NCBI's taxonomy places the organism in Eukaryota, Metazoa, Mollusca, Gastropoda, Lepetellida, Haliotidae. Gene Ontology annotation, molecular function: frizzled binding. The record is from RefSeq and is a predicted model, not a curated record. The transcript is spliced from 18 exons. Bases 525 to 2849 code for a protein of 774 amino acids. Gene Ontology annotation, cellular component: cytosol.
UUUGUUCGACCCCCACUGAUUACUAAUAGUGCACAUCCUAUAUUUUAUACUACAUCUUUCGCGAAAGUUGGAGGCCUGAUCGCAAGUGAAAUCGGUAGCUGCGUACAGUUUUCACACAUAGAAAAGUUUUCAUCGCACAUACGAUCAUUUCGAUCAAGCUACAUUGGUGCAAAAUUUGAUCAAUACUUGGAGGUAUUGCAUUACUAUGCACCGAGGCUAGUGCGGAGCUGGCUUUCAUUUCCGAAGAAAACACGACACAAUGUGCAGUUAGUCUGUUUGGUGUAAAAAGUGAUUUUGUGCAUUGUAUUUUCAUAUUCUUUGGAAAGACUUACUUUGCAAUUGGUUCAAAACUAAAUUGCACUUGAAUCAAGAGCCGUGUGCGGAGAUGGAUGUGAGACCUUUCUUUCCCCGUCGAGCCUCUUUCUGACAGACAGUGAGAGACAUUGGGAAAAUAUUUGGUCGCCAUUUUGUUGUUCAUCCAAGAUCACCAUCGGGAUAUUAGUUGUUUCCGUGCUUCCUCCGGGAUGGGGGAGACGAAAAUCAUCUACCAUAUAGACGAUGAGGAUACUCCAUAUCUUAUAAAGCUUCCCGUCCCGGCCGAUCGCGUCACAUUAGGGGAUUUUAAAAAUGCUCUCAACCGCCCGAACUACAAGUUCUUUUUCAAGUCUAUGGAUGAUGACUUUGGCGUUGUUAAAGAAGAAAUAAUUGAUGAUGAGGCACACCUGCCUUGCUUCAAUGGAAGAGUUGUUUCUUGGUUGGUACCAGCAGAAAGCAGUGCUUCCGACACACAGUCACAAUGUACCGACUCCCAGGCAGGGGACGUGGUCCCCCUCCCCGCGGAGAGGGUUGGGGGGAUCGGAGACAGCAGGCCGCCAUCAUUUCAUGCAAAUGCAUCUGUAGUGAGUCGAGAUGAAACUUGUGACACGUGUACGGAGACAGACUCAGUCAUCAGUGCAGCGGCAAGGAGAGACCGACCCUCGAGCCGGAGCUCGCGACAUAAUCAUUCUAGUCAGUAUAGGGACAGACACACCGCCCACCUCGGUCCCCGGAUUAAUGGCCAUGCAAAGCAUGAACGACAUCGAGAACGACCUCCCCCUGGUCCCCAUCAGUACGAGACGUCCACCAUGAUGAGCAGUGAUCUCGAAACCACCAGCUUCUUCGACUCAGAAGAUGAUAGCAGGUUUUCAACAGUUACUGAUACAACAGGAAUGUCAUCACGAUAUGGUCGCCAUCGGAAACGGCGGAGGAGACAUCGGCCGCCUCCUAUCAGUAGAGCUUCAUCAUUUAGCAGUAUAACCGAUUCUACAAUGUCUCUCAACAUAAUAACAGUUACACUUAAUAUGGAUACAGUUAACUUCCUGGGUAUUAGUAUUGUGGGACAGAGUAACAAGGGAGGGGACGGCGGCAUCUACGUGGGCUCCAUCAUGAAAGGCGGUGCUGUAGCUCAAGAUGGCCGCAUUGAACCAGGGGACAUGAUUCUCGAGGUGAAUGGUAUCAGUUUUGAGAACAUGAGUAAUGAUGAUGCUGUAAGGACGCUACGAGAGGCAGUACAGAAACCGGGUCCAAUCACACUAGUCGUUGCCAAAUGUUGGGACCCGAACCCCAAAGGUUAUUUCACAGUUCCAAGACAGGAGCCAGUUCGGCCAAUCGACCCAUCGGCGUGGGUGGCACACACGACUGCUAUGCGGGAACACUACAUGGGGCGUGGCGGACCCAGCACCUCAAUCAGCAAUAUGACGUCAACUAGCUCCUCAUUAACUAGCUCUAUACCUGAGUCAGAACGGUUUGAUGACUUAAAUCUCACAGUGAACACUGACAUGGCAACCGUUGUCAAGGCAAUGGCACAACCAGACUCAGGGCUGGAAAUCCGAGACAGAAUGUGGCUCAAAAUAACGAUACCAAAUGCUUUUAUAGGUUCCGAUCUUGUAGAUUGGCUCUUUACGCACGUGGAGGGUUUCGCCGACCGGAGAGAUGCAAGAAAAUAUGCAUGUAAUCUGCUGAAGGCUGGCUACAUCCGGCACACAGUCAACAAGCUGACAUUUUCAGAACAGUGCUACUACGUCUUUGGAGAUCUCUGUGGUCCUCCUCAGUAUCCAGAUCUGACAUCACUGAGUCUUGAAGAUGUGGACUCUGUAUCGGAAGCCGACCGCGACACCCUCGCCCCCCUGCCGCCCCCUGCCUGGAACAAUCAAUACCCCUAUAGCAGCUCCAACUACUUGCCCCAGAACCUCAGCUAUAUACCCCCAUACAGCUACACAAGCACUGACAACACCAGCUACGUCGGCAGCUUCGUCGAUGGCAUGCCACCCCCACCUGUCGGUGCAGUGCCCCCUGGUGGCGGAGGUAAUGGCAGUGCAGGGAGUGUCCAUAGUGCAUCAGUCGCUGCUAAAGACUGUACAUGUUUAGUUAGUACAUACAAUCAUUUGCGCAAGCUUUGGGAAAAUAAGGAUAAACAUCAGCAUCAGCAGUCCUCGUGUGAACCCCACAGCCGUAGCAUGGCGGAGCACACCGCCCACGCCAUGCAUGGGAGCAGACAUCAUAUUGCAUGGAGGAGAAAUUCCUCGAGUAGUUUGGGGAGCAGUGCAUCUGGUAGCAGCAAAAAGGAGAAAGAAAAGUCAGACCGAAAGUCUGCUAGUCCUGCUGGGAGUGGCGGCGGCGGCAGUGAUACUGACACAGCCAGCCUAGCAAGCGUGCGACGAGGCGCCCCCAGCGAUCGCAGCCUCCCCCCACCUCCUGGACCUCUAGCACAGAUGCCAGCUGACCUCAGUGGGAGCAGGCAGUCCUUUAGAAUGGCCAUGGGAAAUCCAUCUCUUCUAGAGAUUGAGGACAUACCGACCACGAUUGACUGACGGAAAGUUGCUGCCUGUCUGCCACCUGCCCGUUGCAUUCUUCCCUCCGCCCGUUGCCCGCCCGUAGCCCGCCCGCCCGCCAUCUCACAUCUAACCCACUUCGUUCUUCUAACAACGCUAACCCUUCUACAGUGCCCGCCCGCCUCGUUCGUUCGUUCGCUCUCUGACGCUCUUUCCUUCCCAUCAUGCAAUUAACCCUGCUGCAUAAACCUCUGUUGGACUUCUCAAAGCCUUGCUUUGGAUUUCACAUGGGUGGGUGUGCACCAAUAGACAUGAUCGUGGUUAGUCAUGUGACGUGUCGUCAUCAUGUGAUACUAGCACCGAGGACAGACCGGCCAAUGAAUCCUGUCCAUGAGAGAGAGAGAGAACACAACAUUGUAUACAAAGUUAUUUUUGAAGAAGCCAGUAGGUGUGUAGCUUGACUGAAUGCAAUAGAAGACAUGAAUGCUGGAAAUUGGUAUUCAGUUUCCACAACAGUUAUCUCCCUUUCAUUUCAACUCAUCUCUAUUCUUUUUUCACUGUUCUGUCACCUAAUGCAUGCUUUCAAAUUGCUUGUCUAACCAUCUCCAAAAUAAACUGUCAAAACAGAAUGCAAACUGCUUUAUCUCAAAUACUUACCAUUGCUUUACCUUUUCUAUUGCUGUUCAGUUCACAUCGGCUUGUCUGCAUGCAUUACCUUUCUUAACUAACUCUACAUAAUUCUUUCAUAAUGGGUGUUGAUAAACAUGCUUUUUUCUAAUGGUUCAAUCCAAUUCAUUUUGGAAGAAAACGAAACAUCUGUUAGACAUUAUUCGGAAAGAAUUCUGCAAGCAUGGCAACCCCAAUCCCAGCCACAUUCUGAGCAUGGCCUGUCAUCCUCAGCACUUCCCCUCCCACCUAUCCCAGCAUCCUUGGCAUGCAAUAUUCCGUCUAAGUGGCCAGCAUGUCCGUCAUCAAACACUCAUGAUGACAUCAUAAUCUGCUGAUGGUGACGUCAUCGUCCUGAGUUUGACCUGAGAAACAUAUCAAACUGUCCAGCUGUAUCCAAAUCAUGAUAUUUCGAGCUCAGUUCAUUUAAGUUUCACACGAUGAUGUGUUAGAUAGAAGUAUGUUUAUUUUAUGAUUUGUUUUAAAGUUUUAUUUCAGGUUUCGACAAUCCAGUUUCAUUUGAACGAGAAAUUACAGUGAAUUCCUUUGUUUGGGAGCAUCACAACAUCGCAUAAUUUUAAUGAUUUGAUAAAGAUUUUAGAAAAUUCACUAAUGAGAACAAUUUUGACAAUUUUGCUAUUAUUGGCAUAAUUUUAGUUGACCUUGAACCCAAAAAAAUUGAAGCAUGAAGGUGAUUUUAGAAAAUCAAACUCCAUAAUAAUUUUGGAAUUUAGUUAAUGUUAGCAUAAUUUCUUUGUUUAAAUAAAUUUCUGAAAGUUACUGUGCCUUGAUAAGAUAAUGGAUGUUGAACAGCUGGAGAUCAUUUGUCAAACAUCAGUCGAAGACUUAAAAGGUGACCUGUGUGUAGUCUUCUGUACCCCGACUGCCCUUGCUUUACCAGGCCAUGUUCUUACAAGCAGUUCCUCUGUUACGUACUACACUCAUGCGUGUGCAGUUUGCGUACAUGCUACGAUGUGUACAUAAGUCGUGGAACAUGCUACAAUGUUUGCAUAAAUUAUCGAAUAUGUUAUGAUGACAUAAGUUACACAUGAAAUUUUGUAACUCAAUCUUUGUGGCAUGACUGGGUUUUCUCAAAUAGUCGUAAGUCCCACAUGCUACGGUUGAUUGAUUUACAUAAUAUAUUCGACCUACGUCACAAGUACAUGUUACGAUUAGUUAUGUAAUACAUAUGAGUGUAAUGUCUUACGGACAUGCUAAGAUUGAGUUAUGCAUGGUAGUCGAAUAUGUUUACGUUGAAAACAAGAGAAAAUUGCUCAACGUGGAUAAUAAUGAGUUUUAGUCUUUGAUAUGAUCGUAUAUUGUUAGUUCUGUAAUUCUGAUGAAUUGUUUGUAAGUUUUCUUUUCAUGUUUGCAUACAUACUUGUGGUAUGGUAGUUUUUCGAUUUAGUUAGAGUAGAUGAUAGAAAUUGUUUCAAUAAUUGUAACGAGAGCGACAACUUGGGAUGGAACCUGAGAUAAUACAACUAAUAUUUACAUUGGUGUCUGGGUUGAGUGGUUUUCUCUUGUUAAUGAAUGCCUUGUACAAAUGCAGAACACCAGUGUAUGACUGCUAGAGAGAUAGUGUGAAUGAAUGCCAUUGGAGUACGUGAUACAUAGUAUGCGAGACCGGCUGAUUUUAGUAGCCGUUAGUGAGAAACCUGCUCGGAUGGACUCUGCUAUUUAUCCUGACGUCUUUUAACCUUUUGUACAAACUACAUCUGCUAUUGUAUAUUAUUUUCUGUCCUUGUACAAAGCUUCUUCACCUGUACAGUUUUAAUAUGUGCUUUUUUAUGUUGAUGAGAGUUGCCUCCCUUUGUCAAGUACGAAGUUGUGAUAUGACAUAUCGAUGAUUUUAAAUGAGUGUUGGCAUGGAAACGUUGCUCUGCUGAUACAAAUGAUGUCCAUCCAUUUAUCUUGCUCUUGCGUGCAUCACUUAUUGUUUGUUUCAACAAGUAUAUUUUAUAUGUCUAUAUUACAGCCAAAUGUGUUGAGAUUGUUUUGCCUAAUUGUUAUGUAACGUAAAUCUUGCACUCAUUCUGAAAUAGAUAUUUAAGCUUGUUGCUGAAAUCAAGAAAACCCUGAGCCGUGACGAUGUAUGAAUAAUGUCAACUUGCAUGUUUUCGCUAUUGUUGUGUAUCCAUCAGCCAUCCAUCUUCCAUCAUGUCCAAGUGAACUGUCUCUGUGUUCCGACUUAGGUGCUAGUUGUCCGUGACAUCAUCGCCAAAACACCAGAACAGGACAUUUCCCAUCUACGGUGCAAUAUCCAUGCUUUACCAUAUAACAGAUUCCACGUUCAAACCACUUUUAAGAGAACUGAGAAUUUUGUGAUUAACCUUUACGAUCAACGCACAAGUUUAGGGCUGCUUUGUUGGAGUUAUAAGCUGGACUUUUACUUCAGUGACGAAGAGUGGAUAUAUGUUUUAAUUUAUUAUCAGAUCUCAACCUAUUGAUAAAUUUUAUGUUUUUGACUGUUUUUUACUGUUUAUUCACCAACUGCAACCACAGAACUGAUGGGACCUUAACUAGCUGCCCAUGCCCAGUUCAGUUAAUAUAUAGGGGCUAGUUUUUUUGUUUGGUUGGUUUUUGGGGGGUGUUAGGUCAUAUAAUUCUAAAAUCAAAUGAUAUUUAGCGUUUGUCAUUUAUUGGGUGGGGAAUGUCAGCAAAAUAUAUUACAGUCAUAAGACCUAUUUCAGUGUGUGUGUCCCCACCCCCUAAGUGACCAGUCCCUUGUCUCAAAGAUUUAAUGGUGAUGUCAUUUUUCUCAUUUGAAAGGUCACUUGGAUGAGGAAGAAUAUUUAGCAUUACAAUAAAUUCUACCUCAUAAGUGAUUUUUUGUGACGUAUUUAUGCAUAUAUGAAAAUAAGUUAAGAAAGUUUGUUUUAACAUUAAUGUCAGUUUGUCCAGGCGACAGCAAAGAAGUCCUUGCCGUUUCGAACAAGACUAAGGACUUCUAAAAUUUGAGUCAUCUUUCGUACAUCCGUUUUCUAUCAGACAGAUAUUACAUGCAGCGAUAGGGCCAUUUUGAUAAGACAUGACAAUAUUUCACCGAAAGCCUUCCUGGUUAAGGUGUAAAGUUACUGAGAAUUUUACAUGACUGCAUGAGGUAGGACGGUAGUAUAAUUAUGUUGGGUGCAGUAGUUGGUCCUAUUGUCAAAUAUAAUACCCAGUGAACUGUUACCAAACAUUUAGUCCUAUUUUAAGGAAAUCAUUCAUGGACCUGUAUUUUUAGAGUACAGGUUAUUACUGUUAUUUUCAUGUUUCAUUGCCAUGCUGCUGUGCAACUCUCAAUAUAUACUGAUGGCAAGAAGUAAAGGAACACUUACAUGUUUGACAGAACAUUAUAUAGUUUCAUGAAGAUGAGAACCAGAUAGUGAACAAUCGCUGUUCAUUUUGAUCAGAUGCAUCAGUGUUGUAUGGAGCAGUAAACUUCGCAUAUUUUGCUGUUCCCUUAUUUUUUUUCAUGAGUAUAUGUACAUCCUAACCUUACAGAGGCUCUUAAACCAUGCUCUUUCGUUAGGGCUCUUAGAUUAAGCUCUUGCAGGGCUUUAUAAUGUUCAUAUGCAGAUAGGGAAGCUAUGAAUGACUAUUUAUAGAAAUGUUGCCUUAUGUAGGGUUAUUUUUGUAGUGUAGAGGCUGGUUGAGAGCAUGCGGAGUGCGUCCGAGCAGGUCAUGUGCUUGAUUGUGCCAGAAAUACAUGUAACAGUUUUUGUAAAGAAAAUCUGAGUUGACUGUAGACAUGUGUAUAUGUCACCAAAUUGUCAUAAUAAACGAAUAUUCAAAGAUAAA